CUCAAAAAAAAAAAUCCCCUCUUUUUUUUUUUCUAAUUUUUAAUUCCAUUAACAAUUCCUCUCUCUCUCUCUCUCUUUCUCUCUCUCACGUUGCCCUAUGAGCUCCGAAUCCGCCCCUUGAAAACCCUAACCCUAUCCUCUUCUCUCACCUCGUUGGAUUCAUCUCUCUCUCUUUUUUCCUCUAAUUUAUUCGAUUCGAUCAUUUCUAGUACACUCCGGAGGUAGGAUAAGCGUUCGCCCCCUUGAUUUUAGGGUGAAAGUUGAGAGCUUUACGCGUUUUUGGCUGUUUCCUCUUAUACGGUUUUGCCCUUUCUGUUGAUCUUUAGCUGCAUUUGUGUUUCAAUUUGCUAUUUUUCGAUGGUUGUGGGGGGAAAUGGUUCGAAUUGUUGGGGAAUGAGCUUGAUUUUGCGCCCUAAUUUUUUUUCAGGGAGAUGGUGGAUUUGAGAUAUAUUCCAAUGAUUUAGGCAAAGAUAUGGAGAAUCUGAUGCUGGGUUUUUUUGGAAGGAUCUAAUCUAACCUAGGACUACCGAAGAAAAAAGGAGUAGAUUUUUGGCUCAUUUUGUGAUGAUUUAAGAGAUUUAUAUUGUGUUUUGUGAUGGAAACAAAGAGAUUGAUUGAUCGAGAUGUCUCGAUCGAUCAUGCCUCAAUUGAUCUCGAGAGUGGGACAAAAUCAAUAAUAGUUGACGAGCAUGGCGCGUCAAGAGACCCAAUCUCUAGGGCUGGAGAGGCAAAAGCUGUUUUGAGUAAGGUAUGGAAUGGUUUUGUGGGCGACGAGGGAUGCCUCAAGAGUAAAGAGGUUCCUAUUAAUGGAGAAGCUGUAGUGGAAAAGGAAGGGCUUGUGCAGAAGCCCGAAGCUGAGAAGCCGAAGAAGAAGCGGCCCAAGAAGCCCCCGAAGCCUCCCCGGCCUCCGAAGCCGCUGGCAUUGGAUUCCGCUGACGAGAAGCUCAUCCGCGAGAUGUCCGAGCUGGCGACGAUGAAGAGGGCGAGGAUUGAGAGGAUGAAGGAGCUGAAGCGGACGAAGAAUGCCAAGUCGGCAUCGUCAGUGCCCAGUACCAAUUUGGGUGCUUUAGUUAUCACCAUUCUCUUUUGCCUUGUUAUAAUAUGGCAAGGAGUUUUUUCAAGAAAUAGCUCGAGUUUAAGCUUUCGUGGUUCUCCUGAAUCAUCGGUAAAUGGUGGACUUAUCUCUGUUCAAUUCUACAAUAAUGUCUCUAUGAUCAGCCCCGGUGGUUCUACCUCUGCAUCUACCAACGACGUGACCGCAUUAUCUCGGCUGAGUGUCCACGGAGAGGAAAGCCGAGUACCUGGUUGAGAAGGAUUUUGUAUCAAGGGUCAGAAAAAAAAAAAAAGAAAAAAAGAAGAGAAAAGAUAAAUAAAUAGGCUGCGUUGUGACGACGCCUGUAAUUUUACGUAAUCUACGCUAUGUAUAUAUAAUGUCAUGAGGUUUUUUGCCCUUUGCUGAGGUGUGCCCUGUAAAUGACAGCAUGAGUUUUCUGCUGAGAAUUUGGAGGUCCUUUUGGUCUUCCUUUUUAUUGGCAAUUUUUACUGGAAAUUUUGAUGCUGUAUUUU
This is a messenger RNA of Ananas comosus (pineapple), 1566 nucleotides long. RefSeq lists its product as uncharacterized. The record is from RefSeq and is a predicted model, not a curated record. Lineage: Eukaryota; Viridiplantae; Streptophyta; Magnoliopsida; Poales; Bromeliaceae. Bases 596 to 1309 code for a protein of 237 amino acids. The transcript has 4 exons.